This is a messenger RNA of Arachis ipaensis, 699 nucleotides long. RefSeq lists its product as uncharacterized. The record is from RefSeq and is a predicted model, not a curated record. Lineage: Eukaryota; Viridiplantae; Streptophyta; Magnoliopsida; Fabales; Fabaceae.
AUGGCCAAAGAGGCCAAGCCUAAGGAAGUGCAUGCUACUGAGGAAUUGAAGAAAGAAAAGGAUGAAGUAGAGGCUAUAAGCAUGUUGUUACAUGCCCCAUUGGUGUCACAGGAGCCUGAAGUACCACACCCUCAGAAGGUUCUAAAAGAGACCAAGGAUGAGCAGUUCACUGAAUUCUUGGAAAUCUUUAAAAAGUUACACAUUAAUAUUCCUUUUGCUGAAGUAUUGGAGAAGAUGCCUCCCUAUAUGGCCUUCAUGAAAAGCCUACUAUCUGAGAAGAAGAGGAAGCUACUCAAGAAGAUGCCAGACCCUGGAAGCUUCCUAAUUCCUUGUACGAUUGGGAAUAUUACUUUUGAGAAAGAACUGUGUGACCUUGGUUCAAGCAUAAAUCUGAUGCCUCUAUCCAUAAUGAAGAAGCUAAGAAUCCAAGAAGCACAGAUAACAAGGAUAACCCUGCAAAUGGCUAACAAGUCUCUAAGGCAAGUAUAUGGGCUAUUGGAGAACGUAUUGGUCAAGGUUAGAGAGCUAUUCCUCUUGGCAGAUUUUGUAAUACAUAACAUGGGAGAAGAUACAGAUGACUCCAUCAUCCUAGGAAGGCCAUUCCUAGCCACUGGAAGGUCUCUCGUUGAUUUUAAGAGCGGUGAAUUGGUGCUGAGGUUACAUGAGGAUUGGAUGGUUUUCAAGGUUUUCAAACCUUAG